AUGCCACUUCCCACACGAUCAUUUACUCGUCUCAUAAAUUCAACAGUUCGACCAAAUCAUCUCGUUGGUUUACAAUCCAAAUGUUAUUCAUCGACACAAGCAACUGAUCUAAAGGAAGUAUUACGUGAUCUUAUUCCAAAAGAACAAAAACGUGUAGCUGCAUUUAAAUCUCAACAUAAAGAUGUACCAAUUGGUCAAGUAACUGUUGAUAUGAUUUAUGGUGGUAUGCGUGGCAUCAAAGGUCUUGUUUAUGAAACAUCAGUAUUAGAUGCAAAUGAAGGUAUUCGUUUUCGUGGUAAAACAAUAACAGAAUGUCAAGCUGAAUUACCAAAAGCAAAAGGUGGUGAUGAACCAUUACCUGAAGGUCUUUUCUGGCUUUUAGCUACAUCCCAAGUACCAACUCAACAACAAGUUGACUGGGUUACAAAAGAAUGGAAUAAUCGUGCUGAUAUUCCUCAACAUGUUGUAACAAUGUUAAAUAAUUUUCCAGCACAACUUCAUCCAAUGUCACAAUUUAGUGCUGCUAUUACUGUUCUUAAUCUUGGCUCAAAAUUUGCUAGAGCUUAUUCGGAUAAUGUACCAAAAUCAAAAUAUUGGGAAUAUGUUUACGAAGAUUCAAUGGAUUUAAUUGCUAAAUUACCAACAAUUGCUUCUAUUAUUUAUCGAAAUUUAUAUCGUGAUGGAUCAGCUAUUGGUGCUAUUGAUUCAAAAAAAGAUUGGUCAUGGAAUUUUGCCACUAUGUUAGGUUAUGAUAAUAAGCAAUUUGUCGAAUUACUUCGUCUUUAUUUAACAAUUCACAGUGAUCAUGAAGGUGGUAAUGUUAGUGCUCACACAAGUCAUCUUGUUGGUAGUGCACUUUCUGAUCCAUAUUUAUCAGUUGCUGCAGCUAUGAAUGGUCUUGCUGGACCACUUCAUGGUCUUGCAAAUCAAGAAGUUCUAAUUUGGAUAACAAAAUUAGUUGAAAAAAUAGGUGAAACACCAAGUGAUGAACAAAUCAAACAAUAUGUUCAUGAGACACUUAAAACAAGUGUUGUACCCGGUUUUGGACAUGCUGUUUUACGUAAAACUGAUCCACGUUAUACAUGUCAACGAGAUUUUGCACUUAAACAUUUGCCAAAUGAUAAUAUGUUUAAAAUUGUUUCACAACUUUAUAAAGUUGUACCACAGUUACUCGGUGAACUUGGUAAAGUUAAAAAUCCCUGGCCAAAUGUUGAUGCACAUUCCGGUGUUCUUCUUCAACAUUAUGGUAUGAAAGAAAUGAAUUUUUAUACUGUUUUAUUUGGUGUUUCACGUGCACUUGGUGUUCUUUCUCAAAUGAUAUGGUCACGAGCAUUAGGAUUUCCAUUAGAACGACCUAAAUCAAUGUCGACCGAUGGUCUGAUGGCUUUAGUAGCUGCUACCGGUGAUAAACAAAAAUCUAAGGCAGCUUAA
Messenger RNA from Adineta steineri, 1431 nucleotides. Lineage: Eukaryota; Metazoa; Rotifera; Eurotatoria; Adinetida; Adinetidae. The record is from the annotation of a GenBank genome assembly.